AUAUACAAGGCAGACCUGUGAUCUGCCCCACAGAUGCAUGCCCAUAUAGGAGGGCAUGGCUGUGUAGACCGAGGGUCUUCAUCAAUCACAGCCUCAGAUAGGAGGACCACCACAGAGACACACAGGGACGCACAUCAUCCACCGAAUGCCUAUGUGUGUGUGUGAGUGUUUGUGGGUGAUCCCUGCUUGAAAGAAGAACCUCCUGUCAACCCGUCAGCUUUUAAAGAUCGUGAAUGAUUGCGAAACAGAGAGCGGUAUUCGCAGUGCGACCCUGUCCCAUGCUGCUCCCUCCUCUCAGGGGAUGGCCAAGGUCCAGGAUGGACACAGUAACGCAUGUGACAGCCCUGCAAUGUUAGAGGAGAGCCAGGAUGGUAUGGACAGUGGUACCCUAAGUCCUGCCUCAGCUCGACAGGUCACCAUCCAGCGCCACCCAACUCAAGGCUUUGGCUUUAUCGCAGGCAGUCAGAGGCCUGUCAUUGUACGCUCCGUCUCUGCCGACGGCCCCUCCUUUGGCAAACUUCUCCCAGGAGACCAGAUCUUGGCCAUUAACGAAGAGACGGUGAGCGACGCGCCCCGAGAGAGAGUCAUAGACCUUGUAAGACGCUGCAAAGAGACUAUAGUUCUCACUGUGCUGCAGCCCCAUCAGUCACCUAAGUCAGCCUUCAUAAGUGCAGCCAAAAAGGCCCGCCUGCGAACCAACCCUCCUAAAGUGCGCUUUUCCGAGCAAGUGUCCAUCAGCGACCCAGACUCAACAAUGCUCAAGGACGACUCCCUGCUACUCAUACCAAAUGUGUUGAAGGUGUUCUUGGAGAAUGGACAGAUCAAGUCCUUUACAUUUGAUAGCCGUACCACUGUUAGGGACGUGAUGUCCUCCCUGCAGGACCGCCUCUCACUGCGCUACAUUGAGCACUUUGCCUUAGUGCUGGAGGCAGGCGGUCUGGACCAGAACCAGCGGUUGCAUCUUCUGCAGGAGAACCAGCCUUUAACACAUGUGGUGCAUAGAACCUAUUUCCAAGGGAUGAAGUGUCUAUUCCGUGUAUGCUUCUUCCCCAAGGACCCUGCUGACCUGCUGAGAAGGGACCCUGCUGCAUUUGAGUACCUCUAUAUACAGAGUCGUAAUGAUGUUAUCAAGGAACGUUUCAGUAUGGACUGGAAAUCAGACAUCACGUUACGGCUGGCUGCGCUUCAUAUCUACAUCACUGUGUCCUCGGCGCGGCCUAAUCAGAAGAUCUCUCUUAAACAUGUCGAAAAAGAGUGGGGAUUAGAGCCGUUCCUUCCCCUCACUCUGCUUCCAACAGUUAAAGAGAAGAAUGUGUGUAAGACUCUGUCUCAGCUGCUGAAGACCUACCAGCAUCCACCACCUUCAGGCAACAAGGUCCCUCCUCUCCAAGGAAAGUUGCAAUACAUGCGUGUACUAAAUGACCUCCCACCCUUUGGUGGCAUACUGUUCCAAACUGUUGGACUGGACGACAAGCAGUCAGCUACGUCAUUGCUCGUGGGUCCUCGACACGGCAUUAGUCACGUGAUUGACCUGAAAAAUAACCUCACAACUGUUCUUACCGAGUUCAGUAGGGUUUCAAAGAUCCAGCUCUACAGAGAGAGCCAAGGAGUUGCUCGUGUGGAGGUGACAAUUCAUGAUGCGAAGCCCCUGGUCCUACUCAUGGAAUGGCCUGAUGCCAGUAACUUUGCAUGCCUGAUCUCCGGCUACUUCAAGCUGUUUGUAGAUCCAAAACGGACAAUCUACUUCCGGACCCCUGGUCAGUCUCAGCUGACCAAGGCAGAUUACAGAAGCUCCCACCAUGCCCAUCCACGUUCUGGGGCAACCAGCUUGUCAAGUGGAGGGCGGCGAGGGGACGAGAGGGAAAGUUCACACAGAGAUUCAGGGUCUGCAAGGGCCCUAGUUCCAGCAGAGCCUCAGCAUCUAGGCCUGUGCCAUGUACACCUACGAGAACAACAACAAUUUCAAGAGCUCCAAACACAAGCUGAAGCUGAACUCGACAUCAAUGAGAACUUUAUUUCCCAAGAGCCCCCUAAUCGUGUCCGAACCAAGUCAGACCCCACCCAGCAGAGUACAGAGGAAAUAGCUGAAGUUUUAGAAAUCCCAGUAGUGGAUAAUGCAGGAUUCAGAAUCAGAGCCCAAACAAUGAGUCAGUCCCAGAAAAGCUCAAGAUACUUCUGUGACUCCUGCAAAGCGAGGCAUAGGGCAGAGGGCCUGUCAACAGCUGUGAACAGUAGUGGGAGUUCUGGGAAACACUGCUCCAGUGCUUGUGCUUCCCGGGAUGCAGGUGCUGUUGAUCUCAUGGCCCUACCUCCCCCUGGGAAUGAAGAGGAAGAGGAGGCAGAGGUUGGAGGAGAAAAGCUACAACCCCCGCCGCCUGCAAUUGCUGCACCACCACCAGGCUUCAGGGACAACAGCUCAGAUGAGGAUGACACAAAGAGAAGGAGGAGGGCUCGCAUUAAUGCAAGCCAAGGGGUUGCUCCAGGGAAGCUGGCCCAAGCCAAGGAAGAUGUGCCAGUGACACUGAUUGAUAAUGUGACCACUAGGACUGUCCGUGAUCAUGCUCAAGAGCUUGAUGAUGCGCUGGUAUCCACCUUACAGGCGCUAGAGGCUUUGGCAGCGUCUGAGGAUUACCCCCAUCACCCUCAACAGCCAACACAGACUGCAGGGCUGAUUGUCUUAGCUGCCAUUACACCAGAGUCGUCAUUGGACUCAGGCCACGAGACCAACUCCUCAGAGUUUACCGAUGUUUCUGAGAUGGUGUCAGCUAUGAAGCAGAACCAAAACCAGGCCUACCUGCUGGCUCACAACAUCAACAAGGAACGAAUCCUCUGUCGCCGUGACUUUCCCCUUGCUAUCCCUGGCUGCACUGCAAAGACCAUAGGGACCGGGGCCUUCUCUGUGGGUCAGAUUCGUGCUGGCUGUCCACCCAAGCAAGUAAUCCUUAGCAAGACUGUUCCCUUUAAAGUAAGUCCAAGUCAAGAAUCUACAGUGCUUAGUAUUAUGACAGAGCAGGGGGGAAAUCAAGACGCUACUCAGUCUGAAAAAAAAGCAGAAACGAAAGCAAACUCAGAGUCCACCAAAGCAAACACCCCUGAUCCCCCCUCUUUGUCACCUGAGGAACUUAAAGUAUCAGCUGCUUCACUAAAAGCUCAAGUAAGUAAAGAUCAGAAGCUUUCAAAUUCUUUUGGGGAGACACCGCCCCAAAACCAGUCUGAGGGAAAAAAGGGGAAGACAACAGCACCUCUCAAAACAGACCCUAGCAACAAAGCCUUACCUAUCCUCCUACCUGUGGACAGAACUGCCUCUGCCAAGAUUUCUCCCACUAAUAUGUGCCAAGACACCAAGACUGCCUCUAGUGAGACCAUGAAGCCUUCAAGCUCUGCAGAACUUCUGCCAGUGGAUGAUCUUUUCUGCACAUGCCCAGUGCAACAGGAGCCUGGACCUCAACUGAGACUUAAAGACCCCCAGGUUCAGAAGGUAGUUGUGUUUCAAACCUCCUCCCCUACAGAUGAUGAGCGUCUGCGGGCCAAAGGUCUCCAGAUGGCUAACAGUAAAGAAAAUUCUGUGAGAGUAGGAACAGAUCCGAGUUUGGCAAAACACAGCCCUCAAAUAAAAACCAAGUACUCCCCUCGUUUGCCUGUGAAAGCAGAGAGAAAGGAAGCAGCUGAAAGCAAGACUGAGGAGGCCCAGGGCAAGUUAAAUCCUGAGACUCAGAAAUGCCCUAUAAAAUCCUUACCAAUUCUAGAUGAUCCAACAACACCUAGUCCCUCUGUGGAUAAGGUCUCCACUCUUCCAGCCAGAGAUUUAAAGAAGCAAGGCAGUGGUAAAGGAAAGUCCCCACGCAGUGCCCCCUUCCUGAGCUUUAGAAACCUACUGUCAGCUACGUUCCCAGCAAGAAUGCGGAGAGAAACAGAUGAGCGCAGGGCUCAGCUGCAGAAAGUCCGUCAGUAUGAGCUGGAGUUCUUAGAAGAGCUGUUGAAACCCAAGUCAUCCCAGGGUGAAUUUUUGCCCCAGGGAUCCUCACCAGUGCCAUCAGGCACUCCCUGUGCCUGCCAGCUUCGCACCAGCCCUGUUCUUAAGGCACCAGGUAUCUCUAGGGAACAGCGACGCAGCUGCGACUGUAAGCGGAUGUGUAGAGGAAUGCGACUACCUGACACACCAGUUGGCUCUACAACAGAGACACAACAAAGAGGCAGAGAGAGAACUAUCUCAAAAACCCCUCCAGCCGUCUCCAAAGCCCCUCACAACCAAGGUGCUCCAAGGAGACCUCAGACCUUGGAGAUCAAGACCACAAGAAUACGCUCAACCAGCCUCGAGUCAAGAGAGCUAAGGGGAGAGCAAGGCUCCUGCUUACCCACUUGUACCUCUCAAACAGAUUGCAUGGGAGGUCCGCAGUAUAAGAAGCUCCAGAGGCGAUACAGUAUCGGAGAGCUUGAUAACAGCACUAGCACACCUGUGUAUGCUGAGGUAAAGCCAAAAGCCAAGAGUCUAGAGAAAGAAAUGGAGAGAGUGAGGGCCACAGGGCUCAGGCUCCCGACCCCAAUAGAGCCAGUUCACACUCAGUCUCACCAGGACAAGGGGAAGAAGGGAGUAUUUUUCAUUCAGGGAGAAGAUUUAGUGCGGGAAAGUAAAGAUGGGCCUGGAGAGGUGCUACUGACCUUGCCCAGUGAAGACAGUGAUGACAAAGAUAAAUGCUGCUCAUUCUGUUUCUGCUACAGGAAGUGUGAAGCAGCGGAUGAAAGCAGUGAGAAGGAUGAGCUCUCAUACUCAAUACCACUCCAAGUCCUUCCAGGCAUGGAGCUGGACUCGCGUACCUUUCCUGUAGUAAGCAAAACGCUCCAGGUUCUAAAUGCAGAGGAUUGUAGUGGGGAAGAGGAAGAGGAGGAGGAGGAAGAGGAGGAGCCACAGACACAGGAGAUUGACCUGAGAGCUUGUGGUACACUGGAAGGGAGCUUGGCACGGGUACAGGCUCUACAGGGCAAAAGUUUCAGCUUGCCUGAUGGCUUUCUUAAUGCCCAGUUGGAUGCUAAUGAGUUGCUUGCUAUCCUGCGUCAGUGUGCCAACAGCCCACAAGCCGAGGGUGAAGCUCGUCUUCCUCCCUCACAGAUUACAGAGUACAAACAAGAGUUGGCGGUGCGCUUCAAAGAAUUCAGAGCUUCUUGUCGGCGGGUGGCAAGUGUUGAAAAAAGCCCAACACGUAUGCUUGCUGUAGUAUCAGCCAGCUUUCAAGUAUUGUGUGAACUGACUCAGACCUUCAUUAAAUUAGUCAGGGGGGUUCGUUCUGAAACCCAAAGGCUGCAGCUGCUGAGAAAAGUUGAGGAAGUAGCUAUCAACUACACUUUGCUUCUACGUGCAGCAGAGGAAUCAAUGGGACACUCAAGCAGCCUGCCAACAAAGACAGUGAGCCCUCAAGUUCCCCCAAACACCAACAACAUGAGCUCUCUCACUCGACCCAUUAAGACUCUGCCGACCCAGUGAGAACAUAUCUGGAGGGGAUGUUCCAAAACAGUCCAGAUUGUGGGUGGCUUCUCUAUCCAAAAUCAUUGUUUGUUUGUUUACAUUUUUUAAAAGUCAUGCAAUGAAUCAUCCUCAGUAAAAAUGGAAAUACACCUGUUCCAUCUCAUGUUUACAGGCCCUGAGGUAGCCUCCUGGAUCUUCUUUUGAAAUAUAAAGAUACACUCAACCAAUGCACAAUGGAUAAGAACCCUAUAACAGACUGGGUGAUACAGGGCUAAUCACCUCACAUCAACACUCACAAUAUACAAAAGUCAUUAUAGUAUAAUAUUUUAUAUGUAAUGUACAUUUGAGUUGUGUCUACUUAGCAAAUAAUAUAAAGUUUUGUGAAGAAAAAAGUGAAGAAUAUAUUUGAAAUGUAUUGAUUUAAGAGAACUAUAAAGAUUAUAAUAAAUCAUCAGAAAUAAAUGUAUGCUCUGGACAAAAAUAUUUCAGAGAACUCGUCAAGUAGCGACUUCUGUUAAUUGCGUAGAUCAAAGCGUUGGUUUGGCUAGAUGGUGAUGUGUUUGUUAAAUUUUCUUACUGUUGUAAUGCAAAAUGGAGAUCUCUGUUGGCUUUGUUGACAGCAUCUGGCAUACCGAUAUGAAAGUAAAACUGUAUGUGGCACUGUUGGAAAAUGACAACACCUAAAAGACAAGUCUGACAUUCAAACUAAACUGACUGACUGAAGCCCAUUAUCUCACUAUAACAGUGCAGGUAUGAACACACCUGCUCAGGGCAGACAAUGUAGCAGAGACCCAAGUCAUAACUUUAUCACUAUACAGUAAUGAGUGUUGUUACCUCACUCAGCUGUAAAGAAGGAAUAUCCAUACUGUACUUAAUAACGCACAGUGUAUUUUACACCAUCACUGAUCAAUGUCUCACUUGCAUAACACUGUCAUGGUUCAAAAUAUAGCUAUCCACUUGCAAGUGAGUAAGCUUAUCACUAGAAUUUUGCACAAACUCUGAAAUUAGCUCUGCAAGUUGAAAUAUAUCUUUUAAUGUUCAAAUUAGUGUUUUCUAUUCACUCUGCUGCUGAAUAACUGACUUGAGUCCACAACACCAGUUCUACAUGAUCCAUCUCCUCAAAGCUAAAGCUUACCCGUUUCAAAGGAUCCUUUGUUUUUAUUCAGGUUUUCAGACACAGUAUAAAAAAAUAUGCUUUCUGUGUGCUGUUAUACAUUGUGCAAUCUAGCAAAUAUAUAAGAAACACACAAAGUAGUUUUCUAUGUAUUUUAAUAAAACUAACACAUCUGUUUCC
Notolabrus celidotus (New Zealand spotty) is the source of this 6755-nucleotide messenger RNA. It is a transcript of the gene frmpd3, whose product is annotated as FERM and PDZ domain containing 3. Gene Ontology annotation, molecular function: protein binding. The coding region runs from base 302 to 5479 and encodes 1725 amino acids. Gene Ontology annotation, cellular component: cytoskeleton. Lineage: Eukaryota; Metazoa; Chordata; Actinopteri; Labriformes; Labridae. The record is from RefSeq and is a predicted model, not a curated record. The transcript is spliced from 17 exons.